This is a messenger RNA of Acanthamoeba castellanii str. Neff, 1356 nucleotides long. RefSeq lists its product as uncharacterized. Lineage: Eukaryota; Discosea; Longamoebia; Acanthamoebidae. The coding region runs from base 1 to 1356 and encodes 451 amino acids. The transcript is spliced from 3 exons. The record is from RefSeq and is a predicted model, not a curated record.
AUGGACAUGGAAGAGGAGGAGGAGGAGAGGAAGGAAAAGGAGACAGAGGAGGAGGAAGAGCAGGAGAAGGAGCUGGAGGAGGAGGAGGAGGAGAAGCAGGGGGAGGAGGAGAAGGAGGAGGAGAAGGGGGUGGAGCUGGAGGAGGAUAUAGUGGAGGAGGAGAAAGAGGAGGAGAAGGGAGAGGAAGCGCUGGAGGAGGAGCAGGAGGAGGAGCUGGAGGAGGAGGAGCACCAAGCACUGCCAAGGAAGUGCAAGCUGGUAGAGGAAGAGCACAAGGAGAGGAAACACACACGCCCAGAGGUGAUUGACAUGGACAAGGAGAUGGAGGCAGAGGAGAUCAAGACCAAGCCUCACCAUUACUUUCACUUACACCACUAUUAUCUGACUUCAGCCCAUGUGGCCAAGAAACAUGGCAAGGGUAAGGCUGAAGAGGAAAAGUCGCCAUCUACCAUCAAGCACAAAGCAGAGCUUGCUCUCCAGAAAAAGUAUCUCCCCCAAUUCACCAAGCCACUCACCAAGCUUCUUGCCCAACCAAUGCAAUUCCAUGAAUGGCUGGUGUUGAUCUACAUGCACAACUUUACCAUCCACAGCUCAGACAUUCCUCUCAACAUUGAUGAUGCAGCAACUUGCCUAUUGAAGUCUUAUGGCAUUGGAUUCUACAUCUCCUCAUCUCCCUCCAACAUUGCCAAUGCCAUCACCUCACUCAAGUCACACUCCACCCUCCAGGUCUUCCACCUACUCCACAGCUCCCCAACUUACUCCAGCUCCAUGCCCACCUCUGAACCUCUUGUCAGUGGCUUUGAUGUUCUCAUCUUCAGCCACAAGAGGGUUAACAUGUCCACCAUCUGGCAUCCUCUGGCCAGCGACACCAUCCCCAAACCCUUCUGCUAUCUGCACCACAUCCCCAUCCCACACCCAACACAUGAGGUUGUCCACUCUGCUCCUGCUUUCCUCACUGCUCAAUCAUUGGACCACACCCCACUUCACAUCAGCCUCUACAGCUUCCUCAUCCAGAGCUUAGAGCUUCCCAAUCCUUCUCCCCACCCCAUCACAUCGCCCACCACCCCCUACCACAUUCUCUAUGAGGCAAAUCCCACCUACUACCUCUCCUUCUGUGCUGCCCUUUACUCCAGCUUUGUCUGCCUCUCCUCUACCCCCAUAGCAGAGGGCAACAUCUCCUCUCUUGGCAACUGGUUCCUCACCUUCCACUCUAAAUUCCUGGAGGAGUCAGAUCUCACAGCCAUCACUUCCUUCCUACAAGGCCUAACUUCACAUCCUGCCCUUGCCCCUCUCACACCCAAGACCAGCUCCUCCUCCUCUUCUGGUCCACAGAAAGUGCAGAAGUCCAUUGGCUAA